Messenger RNA from Trichomonas vaginalis G3, 2175 nucleotides. RefSeq lists its product as uncharacterized. Bases 1 to 2175 code for a protein of 724 amino acids. Lineage: Eukaryota; Parabasalia; Trichomonadida; Trichomonadidae. The transcript has a single exon. The record is from RefSeq and is a predicted model, not a curated record.
AUGUCGGAUUUAUCACAGAAACGUCCGGCAACUGUAACAUUUGACGUUGAUUAUCAUAGGCCCACUACCCGUAGUGGCAUCCGUACUGCUACUAGUGGAACUCGUGAUAAGUCUAACCUAAAAUCUCCAAAAAGAACAGUAACGCAAAACUUAAAAACAGCAGAUCUCUCGCAUAUUACAGAUCAGAAAGAGAUUCCCAAUGUUCCCACCUUUAUUCCAGAUGAAUUUAACAAAGUUGUUGCGACUCCAAUUCCAAUUAGACCUGGAACCUCUCAAUUAGAUCCUGAAAGCAAUCAAUGGAUGACAAAAGUUUUCCCAUCUCCUGAACCUAGUAAUACUCGUGAAGAAGUAGAGCAUCUUGGACAAUGGUUAAAUACAGUUCUCGAAAAAAAUCAAAAAGAAUCCAAAGAUCCAAUCGAAUUAGCAUCAAAUGCAAGAAAUUGGUUUACAAUUGCUUAUGAGGAACUUUGCAGACAGGUUUCUGUCGAAUGUCCUGAAAGAUCUACUCUUUUAUUAUCAAUAUGGAGACGUUAUCAGGAACUAUUCGCAAGAGUAGUUCAAUUACAUCAAGAAGAAAAGACGUAUCUCGUUACUUGUCAUAAAGAAAGAACACAAAUAUUAAAAGACCAGUUAGAAGUUAGUCAAUCUCGAUUAAAACAAAUUACUCAACAAUACAGAGAUGAUCAAGAGCGUUGGUCAAAUGUUAGAGAAAGAGAUGAAACUAAAUUUGCAAAUAUGAGAAAGAAACUCGAUUUACAAGUUAAAAAUAAGCGUUCCCUUCAAAUGCAAAUCAAAAUUUUACGCGAUCAACUCGAAAGACCGAAAUCAAAUAAAAAUUCUCAAGAAAAAUUUGACUUAAAAGAACCCGAAAAGCAUGAAGAAGAGGAGGAAAAGGCAGUAGAAAUCAAUGAAAGAUACAUUUCAGAUAAAACUCAUGCAUUUAGAGGUCGUGUUAGAAAAGAUUUUCCGCAAUACCAUGAUAUCGUCAAUAUGCUUGAUGAUAUCUCAAGAUACGUCGACCAGGAAAGAACUCCUGCAAAUAUUACUCGCGAACAAUUCCCUACUAUCUUCCAAACCGUUCCUCCACUCAGAAUUCCAAAAAUUCGUACGUUAAAAUGGGUUUUGGCGGCUUUAUCUUACUUUUAUGCUGCCAGAUUGACUGAAUUAAGUGAUAGAAGGAUUGUUAAGGACUGGAAUCCUAAUAGACAGCAUUUUGCUGAAGAUAUUUACGAAAUUUUUUUGGUAAUUUUCGGAAAUCCUCAAGAAGCAGCAGAAACGUUCUUCGAUUUAAUAGAAUCAGCAAGAGUAUAUGCCGAAGAAGGUAAUCUAAGGUGCAAACACUUUUUACAAUUUGUUGAUGUAAUUCAACCAUAUAGAGAUUGUGUUUAUCUUGAUUAUUAUUGCUUCUGCUUAGGUUGUUUCAUGAUAACUAAUGCUUCUCAAGGUGUUUUGUUCAAAGACGAGUUUGAUGGAGCUGAAGUCAAACUUAGUCCUGUCAAUGGAGCACUUGCUAUUGAUCUACUGAAGAAAGUUCUUUAUUCUGUAUCUGAUAGUGCUUUUGCUGAGAGUUUUGUCACAAAAAUGAGAAAUGAAUUAGUAAUUCCUGAAGGAAAAGAGUUCGAUGUGACUGUUUCAGAGGACCAAGUAUUAGACAUUCUUAUUAUGGCUUAUGCAGCUGAAGAAAGUCGUAUGACAGACCAAAUCCGAGAACAAUACGAAAUGGAUGCAGCUCAAUUUGGCGGAAUUGUCACUUUCGGUCAGUUCCAGACAUUAGCAAUGUUCUCUUCUAGAAAAUUAGAUACGAGAUCAUACAUAGAAAUGAUGAGAGAAACUUUAGCGAAAAUGAAAUCAGAAACAAUUUCACUAGCAGCGCUUAUUGAUGCUAUGCAUAAGAGAGCAAUGCUGGUACCUUUCUCUUUUGAGAGAGUUGACUAUGAUGUCAAUGAUCAUCAGGAUGAUAUGUUUAAAUUUAUCAAAGAAGAGUACGAAUUCCAUUUGCCUGAAAUUGAAUCGAAGUUGGAAGACCUCGCAAAGGCUGACGAGGGAUUAUUCAAGCAGUUACAAGCCGCGAAAACGAAAUUCGACCAAGUUAUUGAAUCUAAGAGAAUCGGAUUUUUCACAGAAGUUGCUCAGAGGGAUAUAUACAUGAAGUUGCGUUCAAUUCAUGUCGAUUAA